Molecule: messenger RNA, 1898 nt
Organism: Nerophis lumbriciformis (worm pipefish)
Lineage: Eukaryota; Metazoa; Chordata; Actinopteri; Syngnathiformes; Syngnathidae
Biological process (GO): regulation of DNA-templated transcription
Molecular function (GO): RNA polymerase II cis-regulatory region sequence-specific DNA binding; DNA-binding transcription factor activity, RNA polymerase II-specific
Source: RefSeq, a predicted model, not a curated record
CUAAUAGUGUAUUCUGUCACCGAUCGUAUUGUAAAAGGCAGCGGAGCAGUGUGGGUUUUAAAUCUGCGUUAAUUCCUUCAUUUUUACGUUUGUACCUAUUCGUUUAGGUGUGACAAACUAAACUGUAUUCGUUCUUUGUGUCAGAAUGAACUAAACUCAGUGAACUUUGAAGCUUCUUCGGCGAACUUAACUCGCAACUUAGCUUAGCUUGUUAGCUGCUAACAAAAUACACCCGGAAGUUAUCAACACAUCGCUACGCAAAAUGCUGAGAAUGUUGGUUAAUUAGCGACUAACUGCGGCUGUGGGAGAAAUAUUUGUAGUGUUGUAAAGAAAGAUAGCAGAGUACGAGGGGGAACUUUCUCCAACAAAAGAGGAGAACUCGCGACAAUGUCAACUACUGGACGCUGUUUUCAAGAAGCAUCAAGUUGUGUUACACAGAACAGACGUCUGUGAAGAACAUCUUCAUUCUGAGCAGCAGGAGUGGACCUCCAGGAUGGCGCAGGAGAAGCCACAGUCCCCUCACAUUAAAAAUAAAGAGGAGGAGCCUCGUCUUACACAUAUUAAAGAGGAAGAUGAGGAAUUAAAGCCCCCCCUCUUUAAAGAGGAAGAAGAGGAACACAGUAUCAGUCAGAAUGGAGAGCAACAUGAAGGACUGGAGGAGGUUGAUGUACCCAAGAUGCCAUUGACUGGUGUCAUUGUGAAGAGUGAAGAUGAUGAGGUCGAAAGUGAGGAGAAGAGAGAGGCGGAGCCUCCAAGCAGCAGCUCAACUCAACACAUGACAACAGAAGCUGAUGGAGACCACUGUGGAGGAUCACAAGCAGACAAGCUCUUAGCUCCACUAUCAGAUAGUGAUGACACAACGUCACACUCUGCUGACACUGAUGAUGAAGACUCUGAAGCUGAUACAACAUGUCACACUGACAACACACACUUUGAAUGUUCUCACUGUGGGAAAACGUUUAAUCACCGCCGUAAUCUGAAACCACACAUGAGAAUACACACUGGUGAGAAACCAUUUUCCUGUUCAAGGUGUGGUAAAAGUUUUAGGCAAAAUGGUGAUUUGAAAACACACAUGACAACACACACUGGCGAAAAGCCUUUUAUCUGUUCAGUCUGUGGUAAAGGUUUUGUACGAAAUACUGAUUUAAAAACACACAUGAGAACACACACUGGAGAAAAACCUUUUGUCUGUUCAAUCUGUGUUAAAGGUUUCACGCAAAAUAAUGAUUUGAAAGCACACACGAGAACACACACUGGUGAAAAACCUUUUAUCUGUUCAAUCUGUACUAAAGGAUUUACACAAAAUACUAAUUUGAAAACACACAUGGCAACUCACACUGGUGAAAAACCUUUUAUCUGUUCAAUUUGUGUUAAAGGUUUUGUACGAAACGGUGUUUUGAAAAGACACAUGAGAACACACACUGGAGAAAAACGUUUUAUCUGUUCAAUCUGUGCUAAAGGUUUUACACAAAAUAGUGAUUUGAAAGCACACAUGACAAAACACACUGGUAAAAAAACGUUCUCCUGUUCAAUCUGUGCUAAAGGUUUUGUACGAAAAGAUCCGUUGACAUUACACAUGAAAACACACACUGGUGAGGUAGUGUGAGUUGCAGUGUGUGAUGAAAGAUUCUCUUUAAAGUACCAGUGUAAGAAACACAAGUGAGAACAUCAGCAGCAAAUGAAGCUGCAGGACUUUAAAUAAACUGACAAAAUGUUGUUAACGUUGACUAUCUGACAACAUCGCCACUUACAGUGCAUCGGGAAAUCCCAGCGCUUCACUUUUCCCACAUUUUGUUUUGUUACAACCCUGAAUGGAAUAAAUUCGUUUUUUCCUCAGAAUUCUACAGACAAUACCCCACAAUGACAUUGUGAUAUGUUUUUUUUGCUAAUUUAUUCAA